Peromyscus californicus insignis is the source of this 2034-nucleotide messenger RNA. It is a transcript of the gene Tipin, whose product is annotated as TIMELESS interacting protein. Gene Ontology annotation, molecular function: DNA binding. Bases 750 to 1709 code for a protein of 319 amino acids. Gene Ontology annotation, biological process: replication fork processing; DNA damage response; DNA replication checkpoint signaling. The record is from RefSeq and is a predicted model, not a curated record. Lineage: Eukaryota; Metazoa; Chordata; Mammalia; Rodentia; Cricetidae. Gene Ontology annotation, cellular component: nucleus; replication fork protection complex. The transcript has 9 exons.
AGUAUAAAUCUGAUGAUUUGAAUCUGAUUCCAAGAGGGUGAAAGGAGAGAACUUGUAGAGGUUGUCCUUCGGCUUGCACGUGUGCUCACACACACAGUUUAGGGACAUUUGAAUGGUCUGUCUCUGAGUCUGUAUAACUGAGGGUGGCCUUGAACUCUGUUCCUCUUGCCUCUACCUUCUGUGUGUUGGGAUCACAGGCUGUGCCAUCACUCCUGAUUUGAGAUAGGUUUUCCUGGUGAGGUAAUGGUUAAAACUUGAAAGAAAUUAGGGGUCAGGGAAAAGCUUUCAAAAUGCAUGUAAUGCUAGCACUUGGGGAGUAGAGGCAGGAAGAUCAGGAGUUGGAAGCCAGGUUGGCCCAGAUAAGACCUUAUUUCAAACAACAAAAAUGAUACUUAGAGGGUGUAAUGUUUACUGCUCUUGAAAAGGAGCUGGGUUCUGUUCCCACCACUCAAACCUUGUAACUUGUAGAUUCUGGUGAUCCAUCACCUUUUUUUUUUUUUUUCUUCAAUUUAUUUAUUAUGUAUACAGUGUUCUGCCUGCAUGUAUGCCUGCAAGCCAGAAGAGGGCACUAGAUCUCAUUACAUAUGGUUGUGAGCCACCAUGUGGUUGCUGGGAACUGAACUCCGGACCUCUGGAAGAGCAGCCAGUGCUCUGAGCCAUCUCUCCAGCCCUGAUCCAUCACCCUUUUGCUUCUUUGGAUACCUACACAUGCAUGUUGCUCAUAAACACAGGCGAACACAUAGGAAAAGAUGUCAGAGCAAGAAGAGAAUGGCUUGUUUGAAAUGCCAGAUUAUGAACAUGUAGAAGAUGAAAUUUUUCCUCCCUUCCCACCUCCAGCCUCUCCUGAGAGAGAUCCUGUAGAAGCUGAACCUGAUGAAGAUGAGGGCUGGAAACUUGGAACUCUCUUUAUAGACCAGGCUGGCCUCAAACUCAGAUCUUCCUGCCUCUGCUUCCCUAGUGCUAGAAUUAAAGAAUCAGGGAGUGGAGCACCUGUUCCUGUACCGCCAAAGAGAACAGUUAAAAGGAAUCUACCCAAGCUAGAUGCUACUAGAUUAACUUCAGAGAGAGGGCUUCCAGCCUUAAGGCAUGUGUUUGAUAACACAAAAUUCAAGGGGAAGGGUCAUGAGGCUGAAGACUUGAAAACGCUAAUCAGACACAUGGAGCACUGGGCGCAUAGGCUAUUCCCCAAGCUGCAAUUUGAAGAUUUUAUUGACAGAGUUGAAAACCUAGGAAAUAAAAAGGAGGUUCAGACCUGUUUAAAACGAAUUCGACUUGAUCUUCCUAUUGUACAUGAAGAUUUUGUUAACAAUAAUGAUGAAGUAGAAGCAACUAAUCCCCUUGAUGUAACUGCUGCUGGAUUUGAUUCCUUCUUGACAAGCUCAUCUGACAGCAAGAAGUUGGCUUCUGAAUCAAGUAGAAGCCUAACAGAAGAGCAGCAACAGAGAAUUGAGAGAAAUAAACAGCUGGCCUUGGAAAGAAGGCAGGCAAAGCUACUGAGUAAUAGCCAGUCCCUAGAAAAUGAUGAGUUAAUGAGUACAUCCUGGGCACAGCCAGUUGAAGAGAGCAGUACUGGUGAGGAGCAAGAAGAGUCAGGUGGAUUAAACACAGACGCUGCAGAUGGUCCACAUGAUGUUCCUUCUGCCAAUACAGAUGAAGAGGAACAGCUCAAAGCAGAGGACAAACAGCUGAACCAUACUAACUUAGACUAAUCCAGACAUGUUCCAAGUAACCAGGCUUCCACAACAGAAUCUUGCAAGUUUGGGGUUAUUUGUAAAUUUUUCUACUUUGUGUAAGUCUCUUAAGUCAUAAGACUUCUAUGGAUUCCUGCUUAAAAUACAAUGACUAUAAUUGUUUCCUACUUACUUUAGUAAGUCUAUUUAUUAUUUUUGGUAUUCUGUAUAAAUUCGACUUUAUAAGCUAUUUCUAGUUUACACUGAAUUCUUUCUCACUAAAUUGGGUAAUGUUUUAAAAUGUAAAUAUGCACUGACUAUUAAGGUCUGUUUUUAUAAAGAAAUAAAUGUGUUUUGCAAACAA